AUGCAGAAUAAAUCUUGUGGAGGCUGCAACUUGUUGCGAGAGGCGUGUCGCCCCGCCCACGCCGCCAAGAGACCUGAUGCUGCACAGCAUGACCAGUUCGUCUUCAGGCACCGCGGUAGUAACACGUUCAAGAAUGACGCAUCUCCUACGUUUCGACAUGAGCUUUCUAUCUCCGGAACGCUGACGACUACUAAAGCA
Molecule: messenger RNA, 198 nt
Organism: Brenthis ino (lesser marbled fritillary)
Lineage: Eukaryota; Metazoa; Arthropoda; Insecta; Lepidoptera; Nymphalidae
Source: the annotation of a GenBank genome assembly